UAGGUAGAUUGGAUUGGAAGGUUUAGGAAGAUUAGCUUACAACGUCAAUGUAAACUAAUUAAUAUUUACGAGCUUAGUCUUUUUUUAGAUUGUUGUUCCAAAGGAUUUGUUACUUUAGAUCAUAAAGGCAGAUAAUUGAUCAAGCAAGGUUGUAAUAUUUUAAAUAGAUUAAAUAGUAACAGUGAUUCCUGUAAUUGUUGUGAACUGCUUCUCAGAAGGAAGUAAUGAAAGAUCAGUGGGGCUCUGCUCGAAUCUCCAAACAGAGUUGAAGUGUUGAACGCCGAUUAGAGUUGACACGGCUGGUUUAAACUGGACGUAUCGCUCUAAUAAUAAUGCCAGUCAAACUAACAACAGACCUGUUAAACUGACAUAAUAAGAAGUCUGUCUUGCACCACAAUUAUGUCUAUCACUCCCUCACGUCCUCUGAGACACUGGCCAACAUACUAUUCCAACAAGCAUAUAUUGAUCACACACAUAACUGACAGCGUAUACUUAAAUAUAUAUAUUAAUCCUGGAUUAAGUACAUGAAUGUUUAAAAUUGUGUGAAAUCAAUCCCAAGCCCUGUUACAGCCCUGUUAUAUUCUACAUAGAAACAGCUUAACAUAAAUUGUUAAUAAUUGAUGAUAACAGUGCUAUGCUCUUACCCAGUAUACCAAUUUAUGAUUCAUGACUGCACAUUGGUGACUCACAAGAGAGCUGAUAUGUUGAUACCCACCACAUUUGAUUUGCACCCGCAUUUGGUAGGUUGGUGGGUGUUAACUUUAAACCCUGAUUAAGAUGUUGCACUAGGUUUUGGAACAGUGUUGACGAGUAAGGAAGAUUCUGCUCAGGCUUGUCUGACUGAAAGAGAGCAGAUCCAGGCUCGGAUCAGCUCAGUUUUAUCCUGAACUUCUGCCAGUGAAAGAAAGAAAAAGUGCAAGAUGGAGAGAAAGUUAAUUCUGUUGGAAUGCAACAUCUCCUCCACAAUUCACUCUGUUCCCUGAGAAAGGAAAGACUCCAGAGCACCUGGAGAUAAAGGAUCUUAAUGCUUAAAUACACAAUUAGACACCUCCCAGAGCACACACAGCAGUCUAGUGCUGCCCUGCUGGAGUUUUUAUUUUUUAUUGACAUGGAACCUGCUGCAGCACUCGGGGCUGGAUGUUUCCUCUCACUUCUGAGGACAGAGGACUUUGUAGAUGUGAAGCUUUCAGACAAUAUUUUGUUUUUUGGCUUUUGAAGUUUUGGUUUUACUUUUUGAAAAAUGUCUAAAAGUCUUAAUGCACAACUCAGCCCACAGCAAGUGACAGUUGCUCACUGGAAAAGACCUGAUACAACACCUGAUUUAUUUGAAAUGAUUGAGAAAAUGCAGAGCAACAGAAUGGACGAGCAACGAUGCACUCUUCCUCCUCCUCUCAAAACCGAGGAAGACUACAUCCCUUACCCCAGCGUCCAUGAGGUUCUUGGCAGAAAGAGUCCAUUUCCCUUGAUUCUGCUGCCCCAGUUUGGGGGUUAUUGGAUUGAAGGGACCAAUCAUGAGCUGAGCAAUGGGACUGAUCUGGACCAGCUUCUGUCUCCCAAUUCACGCUUCAAACUGGAGUGCAACACCACCGCUAAGAUCUACAGGAAGCAUUUUCUGGGCAAAGAACACUUUAAUUACUAUACAGUGGACAGUGUCCUGGGCCACCUGGUGUUCUCCAUGAAAUAUGAUGUUAUCGGGGACCAAGAGCAUCUCCGCCUCAUGCUCAGAACUAAAAUGAAAACAUAUCACGACGUGAUUCCAAUAUCAUGUCUGACCGAAUUCCCCAACAUUGUCCAGAUGGCCAAGCUCGUCUGUGAAGAGGUGAACGUGGACCGAUUUUUCCCUGUGCUUUACCCAAAGGCCUCUAGGCUCAUCGUCACUUUUGAUGAACACGUCAUAAGCAACAACUUCAAGUUUGGAGUCAUUUAUCAGAAGUUUGGACAGACCUCAGAGGAGGAGUUCUUUGGGAAUAACGAGGAGAGUCCUGCUUUGGUAGAGUUUUUAGAGUUUCUGGGACAGAAAAUCAAGCUCCAUGACUUCAAAGGGUUUCGUGGAGGAUUGGACGUGACACAUGGACAGACAGGCUCUGAAUCUGUAUAUUACAAUUUUCACAACAAGGAGAUCAUGUUCCACGUGUCAACAAAGCUGCCUUACACAGAGGGCGAUACACAGCAGCUACAAAAGAAGAGGCAUAUAGGAAAUGACAUCGUGGCCAUCGUGUUUCAAGAGGAGAACACUCCAUUUGUCCCAGACAUGAUUGCCUCCAACUUCCUGCAUGCCUAUGUAGUGGUGCAAGUUGAAAAUGCCUGUUCUGACAACGUCCUGUACAAGGUUUCAGUAACAGCCAGAGACGACGUCCCCUUCUUCGGACCACCCCUCCCCAGCCUAGCCAUUUUUAAGAAAGGCCCAGAGUUUCGUGAAUUCUUGCUUACCAAGCUGAUCAAUGCUGAAUACGCUUGUUACAAAGCUGAAAAAUUUGCCAAAUUAGAGGAGCGUACCCGGUCUGCCCUGCUGGAGACGCUGUACGAGGAGCUGCACAUCAACAGUCAGGCUAUGAUGGGAAUGGGAGGAGAGGAGGACAAACUGGAGAAUGGAGGAGGGGGAGGGGGCUUCUUUGAGUCUUUCAAGCGGGUGAUCCGCAGCAGGAGCCAGUCUCUGGACACCAUGGGCCUCAAUAUCAGGAAGUACACAGUCUCCAAUAGUCACAGCGGCAGUUUCACCCACAACAACAACAGCCACCACUCACCAGAGUCCCCCAAACCCCCUGGGAUAUCAUUGCUUGUCCCAGGCAAAAGCCCAAGUAAAUAUGGACGUCGUGGCAGUGCCAUAGGAAUAGGAACCAUAGAAGAGUCUUUGAUCAUUCCUGGAAAAAGCCCAACUAGGAAAAAGUCAGGACCCUUCAGCUCUCGACGUAGCAGUGCUAUCGGCAUUGAGAACAUCCAGGAGGUCCAGGAGAAGAGAAUUGCUGCUCUGUUGUCAGAGGACAGGACAGUCCUCUGUCUUUCUCUACCCAGCGUCACUCUCAGGAAUGGGAGGCUCGUCGUGGAUCCUUCCAACAGUAGAGAGUGCUCUCCCAGCACACAGAGGAUGCCUGACAGUGGCCACGCCUCCCAGGAACCCAAGUCUGAAAACUCCUCCAAUCAGAGCUCUCCUGAGGUCCUCAUCACUAAGAACAGCUCAAGCAUGUACUGCCGGGCUCCCUCCAUUCCAGAGGCUCGUGACCUGUCCCGCUCCUCAUCUAACGCCAGCAGCUUUGCUAGUGUGGUAGAGGAAAAUGAAGAAGCCACAGAGGACUACGACACUGGCAUGGAGAGUCUGUCGUCAGCAGAUACUCCUCAUAAUCGAGACUCGUUCACGUACAGCACAUGGCUGGAGGACAACAUGAGCACUACCGGUACAACCAGCAGGGGGAGCUCUCCUGCUCCUGGCAGAACGGAUGGUGGAAAGAACCAGGACCAGAACCGUUCAGACAUCCGCAUCAAACUUGAGCGACCGAAUGACCACAAGUCCUCAUCUUAUUUCCAUUAGAAACACCUUAGAGAGAAAAGGAGAUCUUGAUGAAGAAGAGGACGAUGACAACGGUUGGCUGAAGAAGUGACAACAUGUACAUGGCCCAGAACCACAAUCAUGUGACCAUAUCUCCAUCAGGCAAUGACUACCCUCGCAGACUUGACCAGAAACAGGAAGGAGUUUGUUACAGGCAGUCAGAGACUGUGCACUGGCCCUCCUUCCAACUUGUCCUUCACCCUCCUUGUGAGUACAUCAGUAAAUGAAUGAGAACCUCCUCUGUAGCAGCGUCUACUGACAGGCCACUGUGCUGGUGAGUGGCUUAACUAGCAGGUUAUUUGAGGUCCUAACACUGUGCUGAAAUUCAAUUCUGUGAAGUUUGUCUCCAAAAGAACAUUUCAUCUGCUUGCACGAAAAAUGCUUUUUCAGCUGUCCCAACUGGUGGACUCUGCAACAGCGAUAGAGUAUGUUUCUGAAACCUAAAAUGACAAAUGGGACGUGGUACGGUCUCGAUGACUUCACUGUAAGUACAGUACACAUCAAAUGUGCUAUUUGGCACAGGGCCGUAGAGACCAAACCAUUUAUCAUAUUCUGAUAUUGAUGUUCUGUCAUUCAGAUUUCAGGUGUGAAAAUGGUUAAUUUGAUAUUCAUUGCAGCAUUGUAAUACGUCCUUUGGCAUUAUUUAAGAGUAACAGCACUCAAAAAGUUUUCCUGCAAAAAACAAAAAAAAAGAUCUGUUGCUAAUCAACGAUUGAUAGUUCAGUUAAAAUAUGUAGGAUGCGCCAAUAUUAAAAUUUUAUACUAUUUUGAAAAGAAAUAACAAAAUAAACUUUUUAAAUGCACCAAGUGUGAGAAUGGACAUUCAUUUUGAGAUUUGCUAAAGAUUACAUUUAACAAUGUUAUUAAAUUAUUUGUUUUUUAAAGAUAAACUUUAAGUGAGCGUUUGAUGAUGGCAAAGGUAAUCUAAAAGUAAAAAUGUAGUAAAAAAAAAAAGCAUGAACAAUUAUAUAUACAAUAUCGGCCAGUACUUGUACUGAAUUAAAACAUUUCUAAUAUAUAUAUAUAGUGUAGCUCAUUAUACCACAUAUUUUUUGGUGAGAAUUUCUCAAAAUUGAGCGAAACUGGAAGGUGCCGUUACUCUUAAAUAAUUUAUUUAUCUGCCAUUAUCCCUUGUGCAUGGGAGAAAUAGGGAAUUAUAUAAUGAGUGUAAGUCAAUGAAAAUGUUCACAUUUGAUUAGCAUCAAAACAUGACUGUUUUAAGAAGUGUGACAGAAGCCCUCUAAUUAUAUAAUAUUAGACAUUGGAAAUGCUUUACCUUACCCUCAAACAGAUAAGAAGUUCAGCCAUGUCAGUGUUACAACAACAGUGAGUUAACAUACUAAUUCAGUUUAGUUUCCUGACCAGCUAACCAAGCAGGACUAACCGUAAGUUAUGCUUUAUGCUUAGCUUUGUUUCACCAAUUCGACAUGUUGAUUAUUUAUCUGUUUGCCAAUCAAGCAGCUCAUGAUCAGGGCUGCAGGGUCUCGAGUUUUGUUUCUUAUAGUGACUCUUUUUUUCCAAACUUACUAAAAAUCUAAAAAAUCCUAGUGGAGAUCAUUUUCCUUAUGUUGACUCAUUUCAGUCUGGCUCUUCUUUGCUUUGUGUUUGAACGUACAGAUGGUUUGAUGUCUGAACUGUGUGCCAAGGUGACAGUCCUCUUUUAAAAACUCAGUCUAGACAGGACUUUUGAGUUAAAACAAAUGUGCUGUUGCUAAUCUAUAAACCAAUCGUUAAUGCCAAAAAUCAGUCAAUAUGAUGUUUGCUCUUUGUUAAAGGCAAAAAGCAUUAAAUGAAGCUUAAAUAUGGCAGAGUGGUUCGAGGUUGCCUUACUGUAAGUGUCCAAAUAUAUGAAGGGAAAAGCUUAGCAGAAUUUUUUGUAACCUAUUUAUGAUAAAUGAUUGGCCUUGGUGGCUUCAAUUAAACUAGUCCUCAUUGCUGAUCCAUGUUUGUUUUAUACAUUUCCCAUAACUGAUCCGUCCUCAUGAUACAUCAGACAUUGGCUGUCUGAAAUCUGAAAAAUGCUUUGCAGGAUCAUGUGGCACUGAAGACUAGCACAACUGCUGCUGAAAAUUCAGCUUUGCCUUAUUAGCUUAUUUGAAAAAAACAAAAUAAUAUGUGUCUGAAAGCAGUUUCAUUAUGCCUGUGAUGUUUUAGACUGAUUAGGCAGCUGCCUGAGGUUUUGGACUCUGCCACUGUGAGAUGUUGCAUAAAAAAAAUAAAAAAAAAAUAUUUGGGUUUUUUAUUUAUAUUUUUAUUUUCUGUUUUAUACCGCACUAAAAGGCUGUACAUCAUCACAAUAACUACAGGGAAUUACUAACACACUAAAUACAACCCCUAGAGGUCAUGGGAUCAGUUGCGUACCAAUAAAAAUGUUGGAAAUAUGGUUUUAGUCAGCUUUUGUUUGCGCUGCGCAGGGUUUCUGUGCCCCCUUGUGGUGAGUUAUGAUUCUAGCACCGUUCAUUUGCAGUGUCCAUGUACAUGACUGUAAUUGCUGUUCCUGUACAGAAGUCAAAUUUGUCUUGGAAAUAAAAGAUGCAGCACAAAAUCCUUGCUGAUGACAGGGUUUACAUUUUUAGAUGUUGUUAUGCUUUCCUUUUAGCUGCUGCUUCUGUGACCUUUUCCUGUGCAAUCAUCAUUGUAAAUACUGCUUUUUUUGUACAUACUGCCCAAGAAAUCUGAAACAAAUAAACUUGAGUGUGAUAUUUCAUGGAA
Cyprinus carpio (common carp) is the source of this 6256-nucleotide messenger RNA. Its product is annotated as rap1 GTPase-activating protein 1-like. Gene Ontology annotation, cellular component: cytoplasm. NCBI's taxonomy places the organism in Eukaryota, Metazoa, Chordata, Actinopteri, Cypriniformes, Cyprinidae. Gene Ontology annotation, biological process: activation of GTPase activity; regulation of small GTPase mediated signal transduction. The record is from RefSeq and is a predicted model, not a curated record. Gene Ontology annotation, molecular function: GTPase activator activity.